AUGGGGCGUAGGGGCUACCCGCGCCCUUCGACGCCCGCACGCGCCUCCUUCUGCCCUUCCGCCGCGGACGAUGCCGACUUCUCUGAGUCUAAUGCGAUCCUGGUGGUGGCCACGCCCUGCGAGAGUCUGCUGCUGCUCAGCCCAGCAUCUUGCCGUGGCGGGCGCCUGUCGUCGGAGCUCUGGUUGUCGGUUCCAGAGUCGGUGGCUGAGGGAAUUGUUGGGCUACGAGAAUCAGUCGCUGAUAAGAGGGCUGAGGCUGAGAAGAUCAAGAGGGAUCAGAGAUUGUGCUCAAUUGUUGGUGGUCAGGACGUCAGUUUGCAGGAGUUAUCUGAAGAAAGGACUCACUAUCUGGUUAAAUGUUCCAUUGGAUGCCCUUGCAAGAAGGAUUGCUGCGGUGGUUCAGCGUCACUGCCCCUCCUGCAUCAACAAUCUGGUGAUCCAUAUGCAAAGGUUCAGAAGAGCUAUUUUGUGUACAUGAGUUGCUACUGGCAGUGGACAGAUUGUCUAUGCAGAGUGCGUAGAGAAAAAAAUGCUCACAUACAAACACAAACGACAUCCAGUAGGCGCUUGGAACACCCGACAGAUUGAAAGCACAGAAGCAAAGAUUUCCAAUACGAGGCCACGAUGCCCGACAGAGAUGUAGCCAAUAUGUGCCCAAUCCUUAUUUCUUGAUGUUGGAACAACAAGUAAGAGCAUGUUCAUGUUUACUUAUUAUGUUUUUUGAGAAAUUUAUGGGAUUUACAAGCUGAAAUUAUUGACUGCUUCAAAAUAUGUUUUAACCAAAACUGUUUGCACGAUAUUUCCCUGGUUCUGCAUUCAUGGAAUUGCUAAAAAAAUGAACAAGUUCAGUGAUAGUUUUGUUCCUAUUAAUAUUUCGUCCAAGGUGCCAGUUUGUUUCUUAAGUUUUUCUUUU
Messenger RNA from Triticum dicoccoides, 913 nucleotides. RefSeq lists its product as uncharacterized. The coding region runs from base 1 to 588 and encodes 195 amino acids. The transcript has 5 exons. NCBI's taxonomy places the organism in Eukaryota, Viridiplantae, Streptophyta, Magnoliopsida, Poales, Poaceae. The record is from RefSeq and is a predicted model, not a curated record.